Messenger RNA from Botrytis porri, 1233 nucleotides. RefSeq lists its product as uncharacterized. The transcript is spliced from 3 exons. Gene Ontology annotation, molecular function: protein binding. The record is from RefSeq and is a predicted model, not a curated record. Lineage: Eukaryota; Fungi; Ascomycota; Leotiomycetes; Helotiales; Sclerotiniaceae. Bases 1 to 1233 code for a protein of 410 amino acids.
AUGGACCCUCCAAUCAAAUCAAAUCUACCCUCGGUCGAGAAUCAAUCCUCCUCCGAAUCACUAUUUACGAAUACCAUAAUCAAGCAACCUCACCCACUUUUUAUCUCCCAGUUAUACACCACUGGAAAAUACACAGAUCUUAUUAUCAAGUGUCAAGGCAAAGAAUUCAAAGUUCACCGAGCAAUUGUUUGUUCUCAAUCAAAGCCUAUUGCUGCGGCUAUAGAUCACGGAUUUAAGGAAGCUUCUGAUGGCGUUUUCAAUUUCGAGGAAGACGAACCAGAGAUUGUGGAGUACAUCAUCAGAUUCCUGUAUGAUGGCCUCUACUCUGUAUCCAAACAGCGGAAAUAUCCUGAUACUGCGACAUGGAGAGGAAACGCAACUUCUGUCAUGCCAGAUGGAACAUCUCGCACUAGAGAUUCAGCAUUGAGUUCGGACCCACCAGCUCUCCCGGCUGGGCAAAAGUUGUUUCUAAGCUCAAACGGCGCCUCCAUUUUCGGACCUCCACAAGUACCAAGAGACAGUGGACGCAACUUGUUCAGCUACGUACCCCAAACUGGUGAAAAAAAGUCGUUAUUCAGCCUUUAUCGCGACGUUUCUCCUAGGACUACACCUGCACCCGCAAAUGGAAGCCUGUUUCGCUCUGUUUCUCCACCUACUACUCAAGCAACUACCCCUAGGUCGACAUCAAGCUUAUUUGGUCCCACUGUUUCCGCCAAUACCCCUACAACUGCGACCGCAUCCUCAACGAAGAGCUUGUUUGUCCGACCCACAGAAAAUACCUCGAGCAAUACUAUCGAGGCAGCAAAGACACCAAUCGAAUUAUCAAAAGGCAAAUUCAAUUGGUCAGGUCGUGGUGGUCUCUUUGGUAGGAGCGCAACUUAUGGUCAAUCUUCCGAAAACAUCGAGCUUCAAGCAGAGGACUUGAUCAAGCAUGCAAAGGUCUAUAUCAUGGCAGAGAAAUAUGAUAUCCACGCAUUAAAGACACUUGCUCGUCAAAACUACUCUUCUGUCGCAGAUAACUACUGGAAUUCUUGUUGUUUUGUUCAAAGUAUUGAACUUAUUUUCGAUGGUACGCCUGAUAUCUCCGAAGGUGAUGAUCUUCGAAAGGCUGUUCUGGAAGUUGCUAGUAGGUAUAUGAAACUACUCCUAGUCAGGGGAGAUUUUGCUCAAAUGUGCCAGGAGAGAGGUGACAUCAGUUUCCCAAUUCUUCAGUGGUCUUCGUGGUCGAUGUAA